AUGGCCCAAAAAACCCUUCAAGUAGGGGUUAUCGGCGGCGGCGACGUUGCUCAAAUAGUACAUCUGCCAACCUUCAUGUUUCUGUCGAGCUACUACAAAGUCACGAAAAUCUGUGAUGUAUCUAGAAAAACAGCAGACCACUGUGCUACCAAGUUUGGCAUUCCUCACGCAACCACCAAUCCCGCAGACAUUUUCAACGAUGCCAACAUCGACGUCGUAGUGGUGCUCACAUCGGACGAGUACCAUGCCCCUUAUACCAUUGAAGCUCUUCAGAAAGGGAAAACCGUACUUGUCGAGAAACCCAUUACGCUGAGUUUGCAAGCUGCUCAGGAGAUCAUUGAUGCAGAACGUUCUGCACCCAACGGAGCACGAGUCUUUGUCGGAUAUAUGCGUCGGUAUGCGCCGAGUCUGCAGGCAUUCAAACGCGAAGUAGCUUCUAUCGAAAGUAUCAAGUAUGCUCGCGUUCGGGACAUUAUCGGGCCCAAUUCUUAUUUUAUCUCGCAGUCGGGGACAGAGCCAAAGAAAUAUUAUGACGACAUUGAUCCUGCGGCCUCCCAAGACAGGAAAACACGCCUGGAAAAGUUGCUUGAACAGGCAUGGGGGGUUCCAUUUGCGGAUCUCAGUGCAGAGCAAAUGGACUAUUGCUGUCUUUUGGCCAAUCUUGGAAGCCAUGGGCUUAGUGUGAUGAGAGAAGUUCUAGGCGGGCUCCCCGAAGAAGUAUUAGCCUCCACCGAUAAUUCCAGAUGGUAUACGACAAUGUUUGAGUUCAAAAAUCAAAAAUCUCCACAUGACAGAUUUACCUGUUUGUAUGAGACUGGAAUCGAUUCUGUGCCACGAUUUGACUCUCACGUUGCCGUCUUUGGGGAAAGGAAGAGUGUGAAGAUUUGCUAUGAUACACCUUUUGUCAAGGGCCUUGGGAUCACAGUGGAAGUUGAGGAAUUAAAUGAACACGGGGAAAAGUGUCACAGGUCCAUCCAAACAUCAUAUGAGGAUGCGUAUACAGCAGAGCUGAAAGAGCUGUAUUGGUGCGUAGUUGACGGAAAGCCGAUCAAAACCAACGCACUGGAUGCCUUGGAUGAUUUAAAGUUAUUCAAGAUGAUGAUGUGCAAAUACCCAGAGUAUAAAAGAGGUUUACAUGGAAAAGGCUCCAAUCAAACUGGCUUUUUGCCAUCUGGUCCUUGA
Talaromyces rugulosus is the source of this 1182-nucleotide messenger RNA. RefSeq lists its product as uncharacterized. Bases 1 to 1182 code for a protein of 393 amino acids. Gene Ontology annotation, biological process: NADPH regeneration. The record is from RefSeq and is a predicted model, not a curated record. Gene Ontology annotation, molecular function: oxidoreductase activity; nucleotide binding. The transcript has a single exon. Lineage: Eukaryota; Fungi; Ascomycota; Eurotiomycetes; Eurotiales; Trichocomaceae. Gene Ontology annotation, cellular component: cytoplasm.